Molecule: messenger RNA, 3769 nt
Organism: Physella acuta
Lineage: Eukaryota; Metazoa; Mollusca; Gastropoda; Physidae
Product: cadherin-23
Biological process (GO): homophilic cell-cell adhesion; cell migration; multicellular organism development
Cellular component (GO): plasma membrane; catenin complex
Molecular function (GO): beta-catenin binding; calcium ion binding; cadherin binding
Source: RefSeq, a predicted model, not a curated record
GAAGUCUACAAUGGCCCAACACCUUUAGAUCCUGCGACCUACACCAAGAGCACCAGAGGAACAAUCAUCAUCAUGGAUAUUGACGACAAUGUGCCCACGUUUAACCACCCACUGUAUCAGGCAACAGUACAGGAAAACACGGCCAGGGGUGUUCCUAUAACCAUCAGCACUAGCAUAGAAGUGGUCGACUUGGACCAGGGAGCCAAUGCUGUAUUUCGUAUCAAGGUGCUGAAAAAUGGGGCAGCUUACGGAGAUUUUGACACCAUACCACUGCAAGGUCAGAGAAUUCAAGGGAGAUCAACCAUCACAAUAAUUGUUGAAAAUUCAUCUGUGCUUGACUAUGAAACAAUAAAAAGCAUAACUUUUCAGAUUUCAGCAGAAGCCCUGGACAUGAGUGGAAAAGUGACCAACACCAGCCAGGCCACCGUGGUGCUCACCAUUCUGGACACCAAUGACAACUCCCCAGAAUUCCCCACUCAACCAAACAGGUUCAAUGUCUCAGAGGAUGUCAAGCCUGGCUACAUAGUAGCCACAAUAGUAGCCACUGACCGUGACUCAGAGGACUUUGGACGUGUUGUCUUCAGCCUAGAAGAUGACAGCGUAGAUGGCAAGUUCAACAUCACUAGUAGCGGUGUCCUGACUGUUACAUCACCACUAGACAGAGAACAACGCUCUUCCUAUUCUCUAGCCAUUGUUGCCACUGACAACCCAUCCCAACCUGAAUCACAAAGGCGAAGGUCAAGGUUCCUUGUUUAUAUAACAGUUACAGACGUUAACGAUAAUGACCCAAAAUGGACACAGGUCAUCCCAUUAGUCAAUGUUUUAGAAAGUGCUAAAGUAGGAACUCCAGUAACAGAAAUCAAAGCCACAGACUUGGAUGAAGGAUUAAAUGCUAAGAUUCAAUACUCCAUUGCUCCAGACACCAAUGGAUCUAAACUGUUCAGUGUGAAAGAUGUCAAUGGAUCAGCUGUGAUCACUACAAGCAGCUCUUUAAUUGAUAACUUUGGUACUAGAUUGUUGCGUGUGGUUGCCAUGGAUAUGGGAACUCCACCACGGAAUGCAAGUGUCGACAUUUCAAUUUUUGUGGUGGAUGAGAACCAGCAUCCCCCAGUAUUUAUACACCCUAAACAGAGCUUGUUUAAUGCCACGGCUGGGAUUCUGCCAGAAGUCUCAGUCUUUGAAGAACAAAGUAUUGGAUCUCUUGUGACAGUACUGUCAGCCACAGAUGCAGAUCAAGGUCAGAAUGGUGUUGUGAGCUACUAUUUGGUUCCAACAAUAAACAAAGACUUUGAAUAUUUCAAACUUGACAGAAUGUCUGGAAACUUGACGUCAUAUCAGAGGCUAGACAGGGAGUUCCAGGAAGUUUAUGAGAUUCAAGUUAGAGCAGAAGACAAUGGCCAGCCUGCCCAACUGUCCACUCUCCUGACCAUGAGGGUAAAACUAGUGGACAUAGACGAUAACCCCCCAGUGUACAGUGCAGUGACCAUGCCACAGAUGCUGAGUGUUAAAGAAGAAAACAGCACAGCUGUCAUUGGCACUGUUCUGCCUGCACAAGAUAAAGACCAGUCCCCAUAUAAUGUGACUUGCUACAGACUCUAUGGAGGAGAUAGCUUAGCUAGCUUGGUCCUUAAUAACAGCACUGGUAGAUUGUCCCUAAAAGAAAAACUGGACAGAGAGAUGGUCCAAUAUCUGGACAUAGUUAUUCAAGCUUUACCCUGCAAUACAACAUUUGUGAAGUCUGAGCCAAGCAGUUCUAGCAGUCCAAAUUCUUUCUCCAUCACUCCACUGCCCUCUGCAUACAACCAGUCAGAUGACUCCUUGCUCUGGGUUAGAGUAGAGGUUGAGGACAUCAAUGACAGCCCACCCAAGUUCAUUGAUAAAACACUUCUCACUGCAGUCCUGUUUGAUGCUGAGAAAAACACUGAAGUUAUGUCACUUUUGACUAGCAUUACAGAUGCAGAUACACCAGUGAACAGCAAAAAUAUGUUCAGGAUUUUGUCAGUGGAACCACAUUUUAACAUAAGCCUUCCUCAGACAUCCAAUGAUGAUUUUAGUUUGUCUUCAACUGGUUCUUUAAGAACCAACAUCAGAUUCAGGUCUGACAUCAUUGGCUAUUAUGGGAUAUCAAUAGAAGUGUAUGAUGAUAUAAAGCAAAAAGACACAGCUGACGUCAAAGUUUUUAUUGUGGCAAAUUCUCAAAGAGUUCAACUCGUCUUUAAUAGGCCAACCAAUGAAGUAGAAAAAAUAAAAAAUGAUUUUGUCAGGCGACUGUCAGCUAUUUUGGGCAUAGAGCUUGUCAUUGAUAAAGUUGUGACACACACAUUGAGUGACGGCACACUUGAUCCAACCAAAACAGAUGCAUUUAUUCAUGGCCAUGAUAAUGUUACAUGGAAGAUUGUGGAUGCCACAGACUUAUCCAGGCGAUUUGACCAUAACUCAGAAGUGAGGAAACUAAUGUCUGAGAGUGGAAUCACUGAGGCAUUGAUAGUGCAGCCUGUGCAACAAGUGAAUUCAGAUGAGGAGUGGACUAGGACAUUUGCUAUUGUCACAGCUGUGUUAUCCUGCAUCAUACUGGCUUUUCUACUGGUCAUCGUGCACUUAAUCAGAAUGUAUCGGCAUCGUUUGAGAGCAGCUACAACUAUGGCUUAUGCUACAACCAAGGAACAGGAACUCUAUGAGCAUCCAGGGACAAACAAAUAUUAUGCUGCGGAAAACCCACUGUUUGGGAAGGAGAUCAAGCAUGCUGUGCUUGAUGAUGACAAGACCAGCCACAACUCACUGGAUGUCAAUGCCGUCUAUGCCGCACCACAGGACCAGACAGAGCUGCAGGCAGAACCAGACGAGGAACAGGAAGUGGUCAUGCAGAUAGCAAACACCACCUCUGACAGCCCCACCCACCUGAGUGGCACCAACCCCAAGCUGAAGGAAGUUCUGGAAGCGUACGAGAACGCCGCCUUCGACAGUGACGAGUACGACGGGUCCAUGAGCCAAAGUCAGCUGGGGUUAUCAAGCAAACAUUUUCCAGAUCUCGACGAAGGCAUCACGCGAUUCUCAAACAGUCCCGGUGGUUUACCUGACAAUUUUUAUUCAACUGGCCAUAAUCAUAUUGAACAUACAGAAAUAUAACACAUGAUCAUGUACAUUACCUUCGUUAAGUGGAACAUUCAUCAAGUACUGGAAGUCAACUUGUUUAUAUUAUCAACAUUCAGACUUUAUAAAAGUAGAUCAUGUCUACACUACGUAUUUUAUGUGGGGUCAUGUGUAUAUUAGGUCAUGAAUUGCAACUGAAAAAACAAAUUUUCCUUGUGAAUAUUUUUUUCUGGUUUCAAUACUUAAAGAGUUACUCCAGAGCUUACCUGCUGAGUGGGGGUUUAAUUGCCUGACUUGCUGAUUAAGUUAAUCAAGGGGCAUGCCAAACCUAUUUAAUUGAUCUGCUUAAUCAAUUUGGAACACACAUUAAAUAAUUUUGGCAUCCAUCUGAUUCUGUUCACAUAUUUACUAAAUUUGGCACCUGUCUAAUUUAGAUCACAGAUUUAAUAAAUUUGGCAUCUAUUUGAUUUGGAUCACAUAUUUAAUAAAUUUGGCCCCUGUCUAAUUUAGAUCACAGAUUUAAUAAAUUUGGCAUCUAUUUGAUUUGGAUUACAUAUUUAAUAAAUUUGGCCCUUGUCUAAUUUAGAUCACAGAUUUAAUAAAUUUGGCAUCUAUUUGAUUUGGAUCACAUAUUUAAUAAAUUUGGCCCCUGUCUAAUUUAGAUUACAGAUUUAAUAAC